Acyrthosiphon pisum (pea aphid) is the source of this 1744-nucleotide messenger RNA. RefSeq lists its product as uncharacterized. Bases 99 to 1637 code for a protein of 512 amino acids. The record is from RefSeq and is a predicted model, not a curated record. Lineage: Eukaryota; Metazoa; Arthropoda; Insecta; Hemiptera; Aphididae. The transcript is spliced from 8 exons.
UUUAGAAAAAAAUUAUUGAAUUGCAAUAAAUAUAUUUUAAGCACAUUUUAAAUUAUUAUUUAAAUUUUAUUAUAUACUGAUAAAUUAAUUUUGUAUAAAUGGUGAAAAUCAAUAUCAAAUCCAAAAACAAAUCCAAGAGGAAAUCCAAAACUAAAAAAGCCAAGAAACCUAAAAAAAUUAUUAAAACCAUUGACACCGUUAUACCGAUUUCUACUCCUGUAGGUUCAGUUCAUUUUGAUGAAUUUCUAAAAAUAUGCAGAGAACCAAAAUUAAUUCAAAAUACAACAGAAAUCGCUAAAAAAACAAAAAAUAAAUCAACGAAAGGUAAAAAAAGUAAGAAAUCUACGAAAACAAAAAAAACGAAGAAAAUUAAAAAGACUAAAAAAACUAAGAAAUCUAAAAAAUCUAAGAAAAUAGGCAUUUCUAAGGUGAAGGUAGUCGUAAAACCAGAUGAUAUUCUUCCGCCACCUCAACCAACAUUAUUUCCAUUGAUCAAGGCUUUAUUACUACCUUCCGAUGACGAUACUCUUGAUGAAAAUACAUUAUUCUCAGAAUUUGUUGUUGGCAAACCCGAAACAUUCAUGAAGCAAUCAUCAAUUCGAGAAUUAACAAUAAUUGAACAACAGGCCAAUAACACAGUUGAUGAAAUAAAUAACUUAGAAGAAAAAAUCAAGACACUGAUGCAGAAACCUAAAUUGAACGAAACUGAAAUUAUUGAAUUAGAGAAUCAACAAUUGCUUGUUAUGAAGUUAUUAAAUGAUUUUGAAAACAACUUGGCGAAAAUUCGGGAUAUUUUUAAGAAUGACAAUUUGGACAACACUAAUGAAACUGACACUGAUAAAGAAGAUAUAAAAUGUCAUAUCACUGAUAAGACUGAAUCAGAUCAGAUGAAUGUUGAGAAAUGGUAUGAAAUCAAUGAUCUAGCAUACCUUCUGUCACCAAAUACAUCAUUUGAAAAAGGCAUUACCGUAUCGGAUGGCCUAUUGGAAAUGCUUGACGAGUUAAAAGACAAAAAAAAAUCUCCUAAAAACAAUGCGAAACGUAAUGAUGUAUUCAAAAGACUUAAAAAUAAAUUCAGUAUAUUAUUGCCUCCACCAAAUGUGGACGGCAACAAAGAAUAUUUGAUGUGGGUAGACAAAAAACUUCACAGAGAUCAUCGGGAUAUGUUGAAUGGUACCAAAAAUCUGAAGAUAUUUCAGUGUUGGAAUCAGUUAGAACUUAAAUAUAAUAUUAUCAAUGCACUUAUGAUAUCUUUGAAGGAUGCUAUUAAAUCAACAUCUCCGUUUUAUUAUGCAAGCAAUAACACAAAAUCUCAGUUCGCGGUUGAUCAAAGUAUUUUGGUCCAAGCAUUAGACGAAUUCAAACGUAAGACGAGGAAUACCUUUUUACAUGCCGGUCUAGAGGAUUAUUGGAAAAUAAAUCCUGAAUCUAUAAGACUUGGAUCCAGACCAUGUUUUGACGUUACGAUUCGACAAAGAAACACAGUCAUAGAUAAUAUCGUUCCGAUAGAUAAACGGACAUUUUCAUUUUUACAACGAAAUCCCAUUAAAAUGAACGACAAAAAUUGUAAAGAUACAAUACAGCCGUCAAGUUCAAAAAACAGUGAAAUUGAAGUCGGUAAUACCAACUAUAACUAAUUUAUAAACAUAUUGAGGAAGUGAUUUCAUUCAAAACCCUUUGUCCGUUCAUCUAAUGGAACGAGAUUGUCUAGCCACUCUAUAUGUUUGUGUUUUGUUGGUGGAUC